GCUACGCUUCCGCAUGCCCACAACUUCCUAACCCGUACGUCUUUGGAAUGUGGGAGGAAACCGGAGCACCGGGAGGAAACCCACACAGACACGGGGAGAAGGUCCAAACUCCUUGGAGACAACAGCCGGAAUUGAACUCGGGUCGCUGGCGCUGUAAAGCGUUGUGGUAUCUCCUCUGGCGGGAUAGGAAGUUGCUGUAGGAAAAGGACUCACCAUGAAGGGCUACCUCUUCCUCACCGCAUUUGGAACCAUCUUCCUCGUCGCCGUCCUCGAAACAGCUGCCGGCAAGCGUUUCCGAGAUGUAUUCACUCAUUAUCAUCCUGGUAAAUUAUCAUCCUCGCUGCAUUCUAGUCAUCUCGCUGGAUGGCUCUCUGACAAAAAUGUCUGGAACGAGCAACUCUACCCUCACUGGAAGAAGAAUGACGUCCAGUGGAAAAGCUGCUGGAAAGGAGGAAAGGUUGUGGCUCACUUGGGGAAUGACGGACCUACUCUGGUGAGAGCGAAUAUAACGUUCAGUCUGGUGCUAAAGUUACCAAGGUGUCAAAAGGAGGAUGACAGUGGUGACAUCAUUUAUGAUUUAAACUGCAAAAAUGUAUCUUCAUUCUUUCCGGGCCAAUAUGUGUAUAACUGGACUUCCUGGAUUGACGACUAUGGUUGGUUCAACUGCACCAAAUUUUCUAAAUGUAGUGUCUUCCCAGAUGGUCAAAUGUUUCCCAGACAAUUGGACUGGAGACGCAGAAAUUUUGUUUAUAUUUGGCACACGCAAGGCCAAUACUAUCAAAGAACCGGGGGCACCAGUAUGACCCUUUCAAUCAAUACAACCAACAUCACUCUUGGUGACCAUAUGAUGGAAGUAUUUGUCUAUCGAAGAGAUCAUCAUAGAAGAAAAUACAUCCCUGUUGCAAUGGCAAGUGACCCAUACACUGUUACAGAUCACAUUCCAAUUUAUGUGCAGAUUUCGCAAAAAUACAAUCACAAUACCACUGAUAACGUUUACAUAAAGGAUUUAAAUGUCAUCUUUGAUGUUAAAAUCAAUGAUCCCAGCAAUUAUUUGAAAAAUGCUGCCAUAUCCUAUAGUUGGAAGUUUGGCGAUGGGUAUGAAUCUUUAUCAAAAAGCUUAACAGUUAUCCACAACUAUACCAAGACAGGGCAGUUCAAUCCCAAGCUGACUGUUAAAGCAAUCAUCCCUGUUUCUUGUGAUUCUAUACCAACUACACUGAGCCCUACAACUGAACCAACUGCCAAAACUGAAUGGACGCCCACAACUGAACCAACAACUACAAUUAAGCCACCCACUUCAACCAAACAAAUCAUUACAACUGAACCAACUGCUACAACUGAACCAACCACUACAACCAAACCAACCAUCAUGACUGAACCAACUACUACAACAAAACUGACUACCAUGACCAAACUGUUCACUAGCCCUGAACCAACCACGACAAUAAAAUUGAACACAACAGCUGACCCACUUACAACACCUGAAAUAAUCACUGCAACUGAAUCGAGCGUCACUGCCGAAUGGAACUCUACUACUACUUUGAGCCUUGCUACCAGUCCAGACCCCACAAAUGGUUCCUCAACAACCAAUGGUACAAACAGUCCGCUGCAGCUGGUGAAAAGAGAGGCUUCUUCUAUCAGCUGCAACCUCUACAGAUAUGGCUACUUUGAAACAAACAUCACAGUUGUGGAUAGACUUGUUGCAAUCAGGAUUGCGAGGAUGAGCAACGUUCAAAUCUCCACAGGCUUUCUACAGAACUCCACGGUGGAUUUUGUUGUCACUUGUGAGGGCAGUAUACCUACUGAUGUGUGCACUGUGAUCGCGGAUCGCUCCUGCAUGGUGCCACAGAGCAUAAUCUGUGAUCCUGUGAAGACUGCUGACACAUGCAAUCUGACCCUUCGUAGAAGCUUCAAUGCAUCUGGUGUCUAUUGUGUGAAUAUCACGUUGAAGGAUAGUACCAGUUUAGCUGUUGCUAGUACCCUUGUAUUAAUUGGAGAUUCCAUCAGGACCUCUACAGGUGUGCAAGGUGUCUUAAUAUUUGCCACUUGCCUAGUGGUUCUUAUCAUUGGUGUUGCCUGUUUCCUUUACAAGCGUUACAAAGAAUACACGCCGAUUGUUAGACAAGCAAAGGACAGAAAUAAACAUCUGGUGGUGAACAGUGGUAAUGCCAGUGUGUACUUCAGUAAACUGAAUACUACACUCCUCUUUGGGGAUGAUGAGAAGAGCCCACUAUUGAAAAAUACUACACUCAUUUAAUCAGCAGCUCAUCUAAGCAGAUGUAUGCUUUGGGAAUAGUCUGCGUUUUGUUUGGUUAUUCAUAGCGCUUAAGCAAAUUUUGAAUAUAUUAAUAUUGUAAUGCAUUACUAUCGCUUCCUUACGAGUAGAUAACAACAUAACAUGCUUGAAAUCCAACUGUCCCCCCUCCUUCCGCUACCUGAAGAUUGAAAACUAUCUGCAUUUAGAAAUAUUAUCAAUGUUCAACUCUUAAUUUUGACAGUAAUUUUUCUCUUACUUUUUCUCAAAGGAAUAGUAACAUUCGUUCCAUUCUGCUAAUUACAUUUUACUCCAUGUAUCAUAGUGGUGGCAAAAUGACAGUUCCAUUUUAUUACUAAUAGUUAUUAGAAAUAGAUUGCAAUGACCAGAUUUCCAAUGAGACCACUGUGUUUCUUGUGAUCAGAAUCUCUACAGCUGAUAGGGUGGAUAGGGUAGUUAAGAAAGCUUAUGGGAUGUUAGCUUUCAUAAGUCGGGGGAUCGAGUUUAAGAGCCGUGAAGUGAUGAUGCAGCUUUACAAAACUCUGGUUAGGCCACACUUGGAGUACUGUGUCCAGUUCUGGUCGCCUCAUUAUAGGAAGGAUGUGGAGGCGUUGGAAAGGGUGCAGAGGAGAUUUACCAGGAUGCUGCCUGGUUUGGAGUGUAUGGAUUAUGAGGAUAGACUAAAGGAGCUAGGGCUGUUCUCAUUGGAGAGGAGGAGGAUGAGGGGAGACAUGAUAGAGGUAUACAAGGUAUUGAGAAGAAUAGAUAGAGUGGACAGCCAGUGCCUCUUUCCCAGGGCACCAAUGCUCAAAACAAGAGGACAUGGCUUUAAGGUAUUGGGUGGGAAGUUCAAGGGUGAUGUCAGAGGGAGGUUUUUCACCCAGAGAGUGGUUGGUGCAUGGAAUGCACUGCCUGGGGUGGUGGUGGAGGCUGAUACAUUGGACAAGUUCAAGAGAUUGUUAGAUAAGCAUAUGGAGGAACUUAAGUUAGAGGGAUAUGUGGGAGGAAGGGGUUAGAUAGUCAUAGGUGUGGUUUGAAGGGCGGCACAACAUGGUGGGCUGAAGGGCCUGUAUUGUGCCGUAUUGUUCUAUGGUUCUAUGGAAGUGUUUUCAGAAGUCCUUCUUUAGUAUCAACGAAUGGAUUUCUGUCUAUCUACUCGUAUAUAAGGCACCUUCACAAUGAGAUUGCUGGUAAACUAACAAGCCUUGCAUCUUUCAAGCUGCUGUCCAAAUGGCAAAUACACCAAUGUAAUAAUAAAUAGUUAAAAAAUC
Pristis pectinata (smalltooth sawfish) is the source of this 3525-nucleotide messenger RNA. It is a transcript of the gene gpnmb, whose product is annotated as glycoprotein (transmembrane) nmb. Lineage: Eukaryota; Metazoa; Chordata; Chondrichthyes; Rhinopristiformes; Pristidae. Bases 215 to 2257 code for a protein of 680 amino acids. Gene Ontology annotation, biological process: cell adhesion. The transcript is spliced from 12 exons. The record is from RefSeq and is a predicted model, not a curated record. Gene Ontology annotation, molecular function: integrin binding.